UACACGUUUUACAGUCUUAUUACACUGGUUACUCAGGGAAGAGUCAUUUUACUUUCAAUCUUACUGGAUGGAAAACACAAAUCACAUACUUCUCGGCUAUAGCACUUUUCACGUCACUGCUAGUAGAAUUCAAAUUGCAAAGUGAAACAAGAAAUUUAAGGAAGGAAGCUGCAGUGAAAUAAUUUAAUUAAAAGGGGUUAGCUAGUAUGUGCCGAUUAAAUGCUUGAAAAUUACUCUUAUGAAAGCGGCAAGGUUUUGGGGCUUGAUUUAACAGGAAAAGGAUUUGCUUUGCCCAAUAGGAAGAGUUAGCAAUACUAAAGGGAAGUCAAAGUGGUCUUCGGAUCCGAGUAAAGUGGUGGGAUUAUCUGCGUGCAACGUAAGGACUGAUUCUGCUGUGUAAAAUGCAACCAAGAGGGUUUAGAGCAGUAUAUUUAUUUUGUCUUAUAAUGUGGUUUCUAAAGAUAUUCAACUGUAUUCAUUAGUCUGAAUUUUUGCUUGAAAUUUGACUAUUUUUUGUGUGUAUUGGCAAAGGUCUCAUGUCUUAGCAAUGUGAAAUAAGAAUCCCCAAAUUAGGUUUGCCAACCCUCCAGGAUUGUUCUGGAGUCUCCAGGAAUUAAAGAUUAUGUCAUGUGAUCAAAUCUCCAGGAAUUCCUCCAACCAAAUUUGGCAACCCCCAGUGGAUGCUUAGGUAAGGAAGAUCUGGGGUGAUUAUUGCUUAGAAUAAUAGAAAUAGAAUAGAAAUAGAAAUGAGCUGUGCAAUAGUAUGUCCCUUACUAUUUUGGAGGAAGGUUCUUUUUCUCCUGUUAUAUGAGUCAGAGCAGACAAUGGAUAUUUUUAGGGACAGAAAAUAUUUGUAAAAGGCAUAAUCUAUAAAAAGAGCAUUUGUUAGCAGCUGUUUGCUGGUUCAGGACCUUAGAUUGGAAAUUCUUCAGGAUGGGGACUGCCUCUUUGUCACACACACACAUACACACAGCACAAUGGAUCCCUGGUGCUAACUGGCACAUCUGAGUCUGACUGGACUAUAACUUUUAAAGGCUAAUGAUAAACAGUGGACAUACAAUACUACAAAGAUAAUUGCAGCAGCUGAUCCCUAUGGCAGCCAGGGGACUGAUGCGCAUGAAAAACUCACUUCUUCACAAUAUGAAUUGUUUCUGGCUGAUUAGAUUUUCUGCAGAGAUUGCACUCAGAUCUGUGUCUUCUAGGCGCUUCUGUCUGAAGAUAGAGAGUGCUGAUGCAGAGUCAUGCCAGGAGAAUGGCAUUCUAGUAAACAAUCUGGCAUGCAUGGGAGUGGAUGUCAAAAUGGCAAGAAGGCGACAACCUGGAGUUCUGAAGAAGCUGAUCACAAAUGAAGAGGGCCUCAAAAAGUUUCUGCAAAGCAAAGGGGCUACUAAUGAAAUCAUUGCUAGCAUCAUCUCACGUUAUCCACGGGCCAUCACGCGUUCCCAUGAGUCUCUUGAAAAACGUUGGGAACUUUGGAGAAGUAUUUUGAUGACUGAUUUGGAAAUUGUAAAUAUUCUGGGACGUUCCCCUGAGUCCUUCUUUCGUUCCAGUAAUAACAUGAAUAUGGAGAAAAAUAUUACAUUUUUCUGUUCUCUUGGGCUAACCUCUAAACACCUUAGCAAUAUGUUGACCAGAGCACCACGGACUUUUUCUAACAGAGUGGAGCUGAAUAAGCAGAUGACUGACCUCCUGCAUGAAAUCUGUUUAUCUUUAGGUGGUGAAAACCCAAAUGAUUUUGUGAAGCACAUAAUUUCUAAAAAUGUUUUCAUCCUCCUGCGGAGCAGCAAGCAAGUGAGUGCAAACAUUGAGUUCCUGCAGUCAUCUUUCCAUCUGAGGAAUGAGGAAUUACUAGCUCUGCUACAUGGCACUGGAGCUGACAUUUUGGACUUAUCUAAUGAAUAUAUAAAAAAAAACUUUACAAAUGCUAAAGAGAAGUUGUUAUCUCUUGGGUGCACUGAAAGAGAGGUGGAUAGAUUUUUCAUUAGAUAUCCACGAGUGCUCUUUCUUUCAGCCAAGACCCUCAGUGAUAAAAUAGAUUGCCUCUUGCAAGCAAAGAUUCACAUUAAACAAAUAGCUGAAACUUCUCGUGUUCUGGAUUUAAGUAUCAGUACUGUAAAAAGCAGAGUCAAGGAACUGGAAAAAACUAGUUAUGACUUCAAAACCUAUGGAAUUGGCAUCCUUACUUUAAGUAAAAAGAGAUUUGAAGCUAAAUUGGAAAAAUUACAUAGUGCAUGGUGAUUAACCAAGAGGACAGCAUCCAUUCUGUGAGAACACAGGGUCAGAUUUUGAAAUAAAAAAACUUGAAAAAGGGUCCUGUUUUGUUAUUUUGAAACUUAUUUCAAAAUCAUUUGUGGUUACUUAGCACUGCUUAUUUAGGAUAAGUAAAUUCUCAGCUAUCACUAGCGGGGUGGUAUGGGGUGACCAGGAGACCCGUUUAGUGUCUUGCUGUGAAGGUAGUGGAUCACAGAUAUUGAAAAGGGUGGGACUGUUUAGAGAGGACUCCAGUUGGAGGAGAUAUUAGAGAUAUGCAGAAUAAUGAAUAGUACAGAGAAGAUAAGUCAGGUAUACUAUUUGCCCUUUCUUCCAUACAAAAGCAAGGGAUCAUUCAUACCCUUGAUUCUGGAACUGGCUUAGCACAGGCAAACCAUUGCAUCCAUUUGGAGCCCCAUUGAAGCCCUUGCGGGAGCCAGUUGUUGGACUGGGGUAUUCUAUUAUUUCUUUACAUUGUUUCAUCUUAUCACAGAUAAGUAAGAUCUAGGAGCCUGUGUCCUUGAGAAAUGCAUUGAAAGGUCUGUUGAUAAGGGUUGGCAUAGAUGUAGUCUUUAUGAUAGAAGCAUGUCCCCAUAAGCCUAUAAAAUCUAAUAAUAUGAAGAGUUGGCUUAAAUCUAACAGGCACACUUAGAAGGGCAGUUGGUAAAGGGAUGUGACAUCAAAGUAUUGUCCACAGCUGGUGACAGAUGAUUCAUUAAAUGCUACAGAAGUCUCUCAGAUGAGGACAAAUGUACUUGGUAUUUGCAAAUCAUAGAUACUUUAAGGAGGUAGCUCCUAAAUGCAGAAAACUAACAUGACAUUAUUCCUUGAAGCAUAAUACAAACUGCUUUUGAUUUUAAGAACAGGUAAUUCUGUUUAUUUCAAGUGUAUAAUGACACAUUUUCCCCACCUAAUUACAUGAUCUAAGGAUUUCUGUAUAUUUACAUAUGUAUGUUUUUAUGUUUCUUACCCUUUGAUCACGCAUCUAGUCUUCUUGCUUUAAUUAGGUAUGUGUCUAUUUUUUCACUCCCUCCUUUGCAGGAGGAGAGUGAAGUCAAAGAACUUGGAUCCUAAGUCUGAAGUCUAAGCAAAACUUUGGUAGGUACCUGCUUGUGUUUGCAGGUUUUGGGACUUAAAUUUGAUCUUGAAUUCUCAGGAUCCUGGGAAAUGUACAUUUUAUCUGAGUGUACAUUUAAAUGUUUACAAGAGAAGCAUUACUUACUGAGUAGAUUUGCAGCAGAGAGACGCUCAGACUUGUGUCUUCUAGGCAUUUCUGUCUGAAGAUAGCGUGCUGAUGCAGAGUAAUGUCAGGAGAAUGGCAUGCAUGGGAGUGGAUGUCAGAAUGGCAAGAAGGUGACAACCCAGAGUUCUGAACAGCCAGGACAGGUUAGGCAUUUUAGAACUCGCUACUCAAAGAUUUAAAUUUACGUGUAAGAGAGAAAUAAAAAUUAUGAAAUGCAUAGACCAGUCAAAAAACUAAAAUAACACACUUUUAAAGAAUAAAAUUACAAAGAAUAUAUAUGCAUUGCAGGAAGUACCAAGAAGUAACAACAACACAAGUCUGUGCUGGGAGGGGAGUGGGAAAUACUGUGUGCGUGUGACACAGAGACAGUGUGUGUGCUGGCUGCUGGGGAAGUUUCUGAGAGAUGCUGUACACUGUCUCUUUAAGGCAUUCACUGAAAGCUGUCCCGAUCUGUGGAGAUGGGGUACCUGGGGAUGCGGAGAGACUCUGUGUGUGUGUGUGUGUGUGUGAGAGAGAGAGUGAGAGAGAGAGA
This is a messenger RNA of Caretta caretta (loggerhead turtle), 4025 nucleotides long. It is a transcript of the gene MTERF1, whose product is annotated as mitochondrial transcription termination factor 1. The record is from RefSeq and is a predicted model, not a curated record. Gene Ontology annotation, cellular component: mitochondrial matrix. Lineage: Eukaryota; Metazoa; Chordata; Testudines; Cheloniidae. Gene Ontology annotation, biological process: termination of mitochondrial transcription; regulation of DNA-templated transcription. Gene Ontology annotation, molecular function: double-stranded DNA binding.